UGGACGACGAUGAUGGCUCGCGCACUUCUUCUCUGAUGUGGUCGUCGCUGCCUUCCUUGUUUCGUCCCUGUCGUCGCUCUCGUCUCCAGCCUGCAGUGCAGUGCCGCUUCUGCUCUACUAGUAUAUAUAUACCCUCCCCUCCACCUGCGCCGCCCACCUUCCUCCCACCGCCUGCUUGCUUUCCUCCUGCCUGCCUGCCUGCCUUGUAACCGCCCAGAUCUCCGGCAUCCACAAAGCCGAAGCCGAAGCCGUGACUUCGAUCGGAUCGAUCCCCCCCGCGGGCAGCGAGAGCCAUGGCGUUCGAUGCCUUCACCGACAAGAACGCCGUCUUCCGCCGCCUCAAGGCCAAGCCAGAGAACAAGAUGUGCUUCGACUGCAGCGCCAAGAACCCCACCUGGGCCUCCGUCACCUACGGCAUCUUCCUCUGCCUCGACUGCUCCGCCGUCCACCGCAGCCUCGGCGUACACAUCACCUUCGUCAGGUCAACAAACCUAGAUUCGUGGACCCCGGAUCAGCUGAAGAUGAUGGCAUUUGGAGGCAACAGUCGGGCACAUGCUUUCUUCAAACAGCAUGGAUGGACUGAUGGUAGCAAAGGCGAGGCAAAGUAUACAUCAAGAGCUGCUGAACUGUACAGGCAAAUACUUUCAAAGGAGGUCGCUAAGAGCUCCGCUAGUGAUAAUGCCUUGCCAUCAUCACCCGUCGCAACUCCUGAGCCAUCGAAUCCAUCCAAUGACUUCCCUGAAUUCAAGCUCUCGGAUGCACCAGUAGAGAAUAUGAAUGGGAAUCAGGAACCUAAUUCACCCAAAGCACCUCCCCGCUCGCCAAAAGCCCCUACCCAUCCCACUUUUGUCAGUUCUGUAAAGAAGCCCAUUGGCGCAAAGAAGGUUGGAGGCAAGACUGGAGGGCUUGGUGUUCGAAAGCUUACUACAAAGCCAAAUGAAAGCCUGUAUGAGCAGAAACCAGAAGAGCCAAAACCUGCUGUGCCUGCAUUGACCAUGUCAACUACAAAAAGUGGUCCAUCCUUGCAUUCACGUUUUGAGUACAUGGAGAAUGAGCCAUCAGCUGAUUCAAGAACCGGAGGAUCUCAUAUGACUGGCCAUGUAGCACCACCAAAAUCAUCAGACUUCUUUCAAGAGUAUGGGAUGGGUAAUGGGUUCCAAAAGAAAUCCAGCACAGCUACCUCAAAAACUCAGAUUCAGGAAACUGACGAAGCAAGGAAAAAAUUCUCUAAUGCAAAGGCGAUUUCAUCAUCUCAAUUUUUUGGUACUCAAAACAGAGAAGAGAAAGAGGCUCAACUAUCCCUUCAAAAAUUUGCGGGUUCUUCCUCCAUUUCGAGUUCUGAUCUUUUUGGUCGUGACGUGGACAAUUCUAAUCUGGACAUAAGUGCUUCAGAUCUCAUCAACAGAAUAUCUUUCCAGGCUUCCCAGGAUCUGUCUUCACUCAAGGACAUAGCUGGAGAGACUGGAAAGAAGCUGACAUCUUUGGCCUCCAAUUUCAUCAGCGACCUUGACAGAAUCCUUUGAGCAUUUUUCCUACCUGCACCAGAAUACUGCUCCAAGUUCCGACUGCGGUGCAUCUAGGACCAUUCCAUGCAUUUCUUGCACAGCUCUGUAGAGGAUAGUAGAGGAUUCUUAUUAUGACUUUGUAUUUUGACCAUUGUUUCGACCUGUGCACAUGAAGAUAUUUUCAUUUGUUCCUUCACAACGGUGAAGCAUACGCUUAUAUACAUUCAGGUUGCUUGUAUCUUUGGAAGUAAAGUCUUACUGUCCUGUGCCUGUGGUAAAUGAAACCGAACCGGAUGUUUUCA
This is a messenger RNA of Phragmites australis (common reed), 1807 nucleotides long. Its product is annotated as probable ADP-ribosylation factor GTPase-activating protein AGD9. Lineage: Eukaryota; Viridiplantae; Streptophyta; Magnoliopsida; Poales; Poaceae. The coding region runs from base 294 to 1523 and encodes 409 amino acids. The record is from RefSeq and is a predicted model, not a curated record. Gene Ontology annotation, biological process: COPI coating of Golgi vesicle. Gene Ontology annotation, molecular function: GTPase activator activity. The transcript has 7 exons.